Messenger RNA from Rotaria socialis, 393 nucleotides. The record is from the annotation of a GenBank genome assembly. NCBI's taxonomy places the organism in Eukaryota, Metazoa, Rotifera, Eurotatoria, Philodinida, Philodinidae.
AUGGCUUCUCGGGUGCCAACUGUAUCUGCAAAUGACGAAGAGGACCUAGUAACUGUUGAAGACAUUGAACAGUUAUGUAGUCGAAUGUCAAAAUAUGAACCAUGUUUUCGUAUAUCUCUGAUUCAACAUCAUCUUAAACGGUUGGGUAUUGCAUGUAAUGAUGAACGUCUUGCAAAAUUAAUGACAUUGUCAUUUGAAACAAUGAUUCGUUCAAUAAUAACAGACUGUGCAAAUGUAAAUAAAGAUAAUCAUUCAUCAUCAAAAACACUUACAAGUGAAUUAUUGAAUCAAACAUUACUUAACAUACCAAUAGAUAAUAAUAAUCAGGCAAUGACAAAUUCUCAACAAAGUACAAAUAGUACAUUAGAUAUAAAUGAUUUCUUCGAUUCAUAA